Colletotrichum truncatum is the source of this 2334-nucleotide messenger RNA. Its product is annotated as calcium-related spray protein. Gene Ontology annotation, cellular component: membrane. The record is from RefSeq and is a predicted model, not a curated record. Lineage: Eukaryota; Fungi; Ascomycota; Sordariomycetes; Glomerellales; Glomerellaceae. Gene Ontology annotation, biological process: transmembrane transport; fungal-type cell wall biogenesis.
AUGCGGUUCUCAUUUGCGAAGCCGCUGCUCUUGCUGGGCGCUCUUGCGUCCUAUGUCACCACUCCCGUCAUGGCUGCCGAGCAGAUGCUCGUCUCCAAAUCCCUCAACACCUGCCAGGAUGACUCGAGUUUCACGGCCAGUCUGUUCAACGUCGUCUUCACCCCCAGCAACGGAAGUGCCGCCAUCAACAUUGUCGCCGUUUCCUCCGUCCAGGGAAGCAUUGUUUUCGACGUGGCUAUUUCCGUCUACGGCUACGAAUUCAUGAGGCGCACUGUCGACCCCUGCAGCAUUAACCUCGCUGGUCUCUGCCCCAUGACUGCUGGAAAGAUCACCAUGAACUUCAACCUCCAAGUUGGUGAGGAUGCCGUUAGCCAGAUUCCCGGAAUUGCCUACAACAUCCCCGAUCUCGACGCCACUGUCAAGGUCUUCGUCAACAUGACCGACACCAAGCAGAGUGUGGCUUGUGUCGAGGCUGACAUUUCCAACGGAAAGACUGUCGACUUGAUCGGUGUAAAGUGGGCCACUGCCAUCAUCGCUGGCUUGGGUCUGAUUGCCUCCGCCAUCGUUUCUGGACUGGGUCACUCCAACACUGCCGCUCACGUUGCCGCCAACACCCUCUCUCUAUUUGGUUACUUCCAGUCUCAGGCUAUUGUGGGUCUCACCGGCAUUCACCUGCCCCCCAUUGUCCAAUCGUGGACCCAGGACUUUGUGUGGUCUAUGGGUAUCAUCCGUGUCCAGUUCAUGCAGGACAUCUUCACUUGGUACCAGCGAGCCACUGGCGGCACUCCCUCCACCUUGCUCAACUCUUUGACGACUACCUCCGUUCAGGUGGAGAAGCGAUCUCUCGACCGGGCCAUGUCUGCAGUUAGAAUGGCCAAGCGCGGCAUCGACGUCGGCAUCUCCACUAUUGCUAAGCGAGCCAACGUACAGCUCACCUCCGGUAGCUACCUCGUCUUCGGCAUUCAAAGAGUUGCCUUUAGGGCCAAGAUUGAAUCAACCAACCUCUUCAUGACUGGCCUGGCCUUCUUCUGUGUCUUCGUCAUCUUCACCGUCCUUGCUGUAGCGGCUUUCAAGGGAUUCUGCGAGUUGGCUGUUAGGCAGAAGUGGAUGAAGAGCGAGAAGUUCCUCGAGUUCCGCAACGGCUGGUUCACCGUUCUUAAGGGUAUUCUUUUCCGCAUGACCCUGAUCGGUUUCCCCCAGAUGUCUAUUCUCUGCCUCUGGGAGUUCACCCAGCGUGACUCUGCGGCCGAGGUCGUCCUUGCCGUCUUCUUCCUGUUUGGCAUGGCUCUUACGCUCGGCUGGGCCGCCGCCAAGGUUAUCCGCAUCGCCCGUCGCUCCGUCGCCAUGCACCGGAACCCGGCCUACAUCCUCUUCUCGGAUCCCCAGGCACUCAACAAGUGGGGUUUCCUCUACGUCCAGUUCCGUGCCUCGGCCUACUACUUCAUUGUCCCUGUUCUUUGCUACACCCUUGUCAAGAGCAUGUUCGUUGCUUUUGCCCAGCGCCACGGCACAGUCCAGGCGGUUGCCUUCGUCAUCAUCGAAGCCGGAGCCCUCAUCGCUGCCAGUGUUCUGCGACCUUGGAUGGACAAGAGCACCAACUCUUUCAACAUUGCCAUUUGUGUCAUGAACUUCCUCAACUCCAUCUUCCUGCUCAUCUUCUCCAACGUCUUUGGCGCUCCCCCUCUGGUUAACGGUGUCGUCGGUGUCGUCCUCUUCAUUGCCAACGCUGCCUUCGCUCUGAUCCUCCUGCUCCUGGUCAUCGCAAGCAGCACCUUGAGCUUCAUCCGCAAGAACCCUGACGCCCGCUACCAGUUCAUGGCCGAUGACCGUGCUUCUUUCAUGAAGUCCCAGACGCAGCUGAACACCACGACCGAGCUGGAUGCUUUGGCCGCUACCGCCAGAGGCGACAAGGCUCACUACAACAAGGGUCUCGACCUCGAUGACGAUAACGACUCCAUCUCAUCCGAGUCUAUGCGCCGUCGGGCCGACCCCUCUGCAGUCGCCCUGCCGCCGUCCACUGCUCAGUCCGCCGCGCCAUCUCAGCACUCCGUUAACCGGGCUGGUGGCCAGGGCAACCACGCACCUCACUCUCCUGUGGACCCUUCGGUGCCUCUCUUCCCGGCUGACAACCGCCACCCGUACGGCAACGGCCCAUCGCGUACGCCGAGCCCUUAUAACGGUUCCGGGUCGACUCUGAACGCCAACUACAGGCAACAAAACAAUGCCAGCCCAGCACAGUACAGGCAACAGAACAACGCUAGGCCCUUGGCAGCGUGGUGCAGGAUACGAACACUAGAUAUGACCCGCUAUGAUUUAUACCAUUUCAGACGGUAG